UUCUUUCGGCGAACCGUAAAUAUUCAGUUUGUUCUCGACGUAGGAAAAACGUGAUGGAAUGUAACUAUAAUAAGACCAAGUUGAAAGAGAGAGAGAGAGAGAGAGUCCGAAUUAUAUAAAAAUUGACCGAUUUACAUAGCCUCGUCUAGACUAUAGAUGAAGAGAAAAGAAGUUUAUGAUUAAAAUUAGCCGUCAGAGAGAAAAAUUGAUUUAAUUUCGAAUUUGAACUUCGAUUCUAAUAAAGAUUCGGUAGCAAAAGAACAGACUCAUAACGCUGAGAACGAUGGAGGUGAUGUCGCAGGAUCUUAUGGAGCAGUACUAUGAGAUCCAAGAAAUCGAAGAAAUCCCGAGAAGGAACGAGUCUUCGUUUGCGGAAAAUUCAAACAGAGAUGCCGUUGAGAACGCAGCAUAUUUUGCUCGUCGAGAUUUGCCGUCGAGUUCAACAUUGGCCGGCCGGAUCCGAGAAGUACUCGACGACGAGACAGAAGUGAUUCUGUUGCUGCAGGAGGAGGGAUCGGCGAGAUGUCGCCGUGAAUAUACGACGAAUCAGCAGAUCAUCGAGCUGAGCGACAACGACUGUAAGUUGGCCCUUCGACGGCAGCUCCAAAUGGCGGACGGCGUUAAACGCGAAGACGCGAUCAUGUCGCACGACGACGAGAACGCGGAGAUGCUGCGGAAGCUGCCGCCGGAUACGAUCGUGAUGAGGCAAGAGCAAGCGAGGCCGAAUAAAGCUGAGAACAACAGCGAUUAUAAAGAGCUCACAACAACGGAAACCAACAGUAGCAGCAGUGGUGGCGGCAGAAGUGGUAGCUCAACUUCUGGCUGCACAGCCGCCAAAGUGAAGAGGAUUCCACGCGCUGUGAGGCAUAAAACUCAUGAAACGGUGGAGGUAAGACGGAAUCCUAUGCGGUCUAAGAAGGAUGUCAACAAGGAUUUGCUGCGGCCCAGACAGCGACUUCUGACGAACAGGCGAGAGGUCUGUGAGACUUAUGAGGCCGGCAAACGCACGAGAUCGUCUGCGGUGCCGUAUAUGAAUACUAGGUCGGUCACCCGAAAGAUGUACGCAGUGGGUGCGACUUAUCAGGCACCCACUAAGCGAGAUGAGACCGAAUGGAAGGAAUGGCCUGCGCAUGGAAUGCACGAAAGGCCAGUCUAUCAUCCUCAGGCCGGUCUAGCGGUGGAGUACCUAGGAAGAUACUUCGUCAGCUUUGACGGACUAUCUUACUGCGAGAUUAUGAAUGAGUCUGAUGUAGAUGUCGAGGUGGUCGCCGUCGAUCCGCGCUAUGACCGGCGACCUUCUUCAGCAGAGAAGAAACCGAUGGGAAAGGUAAAGGUGCAAAGCAAGCGUUCAUCGAACACUAGGAACACAUGGAACACUGCUCUGUCGGCAAAAAUGAACGAGUCUUUUGGUACAUGCAUGCAUGGGAGCUUCCACUGUGUGCUCGGUUACUGUUCGCAAGUCAUGACGCCAUUUUAUAGACAAAUGACGGGAGAGAGACCGAUAAUGAAAUUGGCAACGCCUGUAGCAACCAAGACGAACAUUUCAGAGUCAAUGGAGAGCACCACGACUUUUAAAGACAAAACCUUGAACAUCAUGAAGAACUCAGACAACUUUGCCGAGGAAACAAAGUUGCUGGAAGAUUAUGCCAUCGCUAUGGCGCAGAAUACUCAAAGCAAGAACAGCACAAAUAGUCGCGAUAGAAUUGGUGUUGCGACCGUCACGUCGUCUUCAGCGGUAUAUGUGUCAUCAGACUCGCAGAAGUCGAUCAUGGAGAUUGAUGGCUCGAAGACCGUUCCAUCGAGUAGAACAAACUUGCUGCGAAGCUUCCCGAACAGUUCUCUGGUCUUGCUGACAAGCUCAGGCACGAAGAAUAGUGGCGAGGUCUGUAAGACGAAGGACAUGAAAGACACAUACAACUCUGCAAAGUUAGAGGAUUCCUCCAGCGAGGAGACGUUAUCGUCGAUCUACAAGAAGCUGAUAUCUGUGGACAAGACAGUCGCCAAUCGCGAGGUGCCUCCAGCGAAAGGUAGCUUCUACACCUUGAAGCGACAACAUUCAACGAGCGGUACACGGGAAUAUAAUCCUAAAAAAAUUGUCUUCGACGCACAGCUGGAGAACAUAAGGAGCCUCCCGCUUGCAAAGGAGAACAAUGAAAACGGAAACAACAACAGCACAAAGAUCAAACAGCCGGACAGCGGAGUGUUUGCUGGUCCCAAUGUGAAGAACCGCUCAUGGUGCACCAGCGAAACCUCGGAGAUCGCUAGGAUCUUGUCAGAAUAUAACAGAGGUGCGAUAAGGAAGUCCGCGAUACAUAUCUACGGCAACGCAUCGAAGAAUGACAAGACGAGCCUUGCAACUUCCGGUACGAAGUAUUCGACGAAAGUGAAUUGUUUCUGGCAGCAGGAUACAAUGAUGGAGGAAAAUUGUGAUGUCUCUGAAAGCAGAAACAUGGGUCUUGAUCUCUCGCAAGGGAAAUGGAAGAAAUUGGCAACGCUGGAAAAUACAAGUGACCAGAUGCAGCACAUCGUCGACAAUGAUCGAAACACAUUCAACAGAUUUGAAGGUUACUCGACGCCGGUAAAAAGCUACCCCGGUGUUUCGCCAAGAGAUCGACAUACGAAUUUGGAUGUUGCAAACUAUGCGAGAAAGGAACCUGCCGUAGCUCAUAAAGAUCUCGGUAAACAGCCACGAGAGACGCUCGCAAUCGAUGUGAAGCCGAAAAAAGUGAUCUCAAAAUGUUCCAAGGAAGAGACGGAGGUCCUGAAGACAGAAGACUCCUUGCGGGAGCUGCUGGAGAAUACCGCGGUGUUAUAUUGCGCCGCCAACGGAGUUCACCAGGACGAUUUAUCUAGCUACAUCGAUACCCUCGAUAGCAAACAAAGUAUUCAGUGGCUGGAGACUUAUAAUAACUCAAUUACGUAGAAAGUCGACGGUAGAAUGCC
Messenger RNA from Harpegnathos saltator (Jerdon's jumping ant), 2943 nucleotides. RefSeq lists its product as uncharacterized. The record is from RefSeq and is a predicted model, not a curated record. Bases 284 to 2923 code for a protein of 879 amino acids. Lineage: Eukaryota; Metazoa; Arthropoda; Insecta; Hymenoptera; Formicidae. The transcript is spliced from 3 exons.